AUGGGGGUGCAAAAACGACAUAGUCAAUUCAGUGAUACAAAAUAUAAGUGGCGGACGGUGUUUUUAGUGCUGUGUUUCGUAAACUGUGAUGGUCAGGAGAUAAGAAAGGAUGAGAUGGAUCCGUAUAUGUUGAAUAAGUCAUCAGGUCUCACAGAACUAUCAGGUGGGGUUGUGACCAGUGGGAGAAUCGUUUGGAGGGCUGACAGCAGCCCGUAUUUACUCAGAGAUGACUUGCUUAUUGAGAGAGAGGCCGAGCUGGUUAUAGAACCAAGUGUAGAAGUGAAAUUCGCUCCCAUGAUCGGAAUCACGGUUCGUGGAAAACUGACGGCUGUUGGUGAACACGGUAGAGGUAUAACAUUCACGAGCACAGAAGAGCCACAGAAUAAGGCGAAUAGUUUGCCGGCCAUUCGUCUUGUGGACGGACCCUCUAUACUAGCCGGAAGAAUUCAACUGUUACAUAGGGGACAGUGGAGAUCAGUAUGCACCAACUCGAGGAAUUGGACCAUCAACGACAUGGAAACGGCUUGCAGGCAAUUAGGGUUCAUGGGCGGAACGUUUUACAAUUGGAUGGAUCGACAACCGGGACGACGAGCGAGGCUCUUACUGGAAGAACCCAAGUGUAAAGGAACAGAAUACGAUCUGUUUCAAUGUGAUUGGAACUCACGACAACUGGGUUCAGGAGUGUGCGACUAUCAUCCUGACCUUGGAAUACAAUGUGAGCCGCAUCAUGACGAUAACGAACUAAAGAAUUCAGGUGUCCAUUGGAGAGGACUGAGAUUCGAAAACGCUGUGUACGAAAGAAUACUAACAGCUGAGAACACGCUUUACGUACCCACGUCAAUGUCCAGGCUGGUUCAUAUAACGAUCAGAAACGCGGGCCUCGGGAGAGAUAAUAACGCAACGAGUGCUUUAGACAUAAUAGGUGUCCCGCCUGUGAUGGAAGACAUCGCAGUUUCCAACUCCGCCUUCAACGCUAUCAAUGUGACAUCACCGAACGCUCCAAUACAUAUAAACAACUGCACGAUACAGAACAAUAGAGGUUACGGUGUUUAUGUUAAUUCGACCUAUGGCAUGACAAAGAUAGAGAACUGCCUGAUCAACGACAAUGGUGGUGACGGGAUCAAAUACGUCGUGCAUGAACUGAAUAUUGAUGAGAGAUUCGACCGCAGCGAAGUUUUCGAUCUAUGUACGCUCGCCUCCACACCUAGUCAAACAUUCCCAAUACAGAUGUCCAUAGAACAAUCGAGAUACUCCAAUAUGGAAAGGGAUUGCAAUCAAAAGUUCUACACGAGACCCGACCACGUUCUUACUCUAAGCUUUUUAAAAAUGUUAACGAACCGUAAUGACACUGGAGAGAUUUUCGUCUACGAUGGCCUAACUGCUAGCGAUAAACUAUUACUAAGGUUCAGCAUCAGAAAUCACACUCGACCACAAAGUGUUACGUCAACGAGGAACCGAAUGUACGUCAGAUUCCGUGCUGAUACUAGAACAGAUAUCGUUGGAUUCUUGAGAUUAACAUCAGGGAACAGUAAAACUUACGACUUGAACGUGACAGACACGCUUAUAUCUGAUAACAAUGGUAGGGGAGUUGUUAUUGAAAAUUUGAGGUCCCAGAUUCACAUCCAUAGAACUUCGAUAUCUAAUAAUAACCACGUGGCUGGUCUUCAAGUAACAAGCGGUGCUGGCGAUGUAAAUGUUACUGAGAGUCGAAUAUCUUUCAAUCAAGGUGACGGUGUCAACAUAACAGUUACUGGCGGUAAUAGGAAUAUAUCCAGAAGUAUUAUAAGCUCCAACCAGGGUUACGGCGUCGCUGUUUGGCUCAACAACACCCAAGAAACUAAAUAUGUUUACGUAAACCAAACAACAGUGAUCGAAUACUCUGAGAUAUUUAAAAAUCUUGAUAUCGGCAUUUUACAUGGGAAUUUUUGUGGUGAUAGCUGGUUAAAUGUAACCGGGAACUGGUUUAACUCGAGCGUUGAAAGCACUAUAGACGUAGGAACUUGCUGGAAGCUCAAUAAUCCCGUUAAAUUGCUGAAUUUACAAAUAGGUCAUAAUAGAUUUUAUCAAAAUCGACGAGUUCCAAUAAAAAUUCAGCCCGCACUAAAUAUUCUCGGAAAUAUUGAAUACAACUUCUUCGAACAUGGAGAUUACGGAGCGAUUGCAAUCCUUAAUAGAAUAGAAGGGAAAUAUUUGGAGGACUUUGAAAUAUUACCCGCAAGAUUUUCAAUACAACAUAACCACUUCUACGGCAAUAGCGGACCUUUCGUAGUCAAUCUGGGGCUGUCCUCUUACAGUGAUCUUCAUUAUAUUUUGUUUUCAAGGAACUAUUUACGAGAAAAUAAGAUAAGAGAACCAUUCGAUCUUCCCGAAGGUCUAUCUUCAAAACUCACGCCACGGAGUAGAGUUGCCGCUACAAUAGUUCUAACAUCUAGUAAUGUAGAUGUGUUUAGAAAUAUAAUAAACAAUCCAGAAGCACAGUACGAAAUAGGAUCACACGUCGAAGAUCAAAGUAAAAUACUUAAUUGUACAUAUAACUGGCUCGGAUAUGGAGAUGAAGAGAAAGUCAACAAUAGACUGUUCCACAGAAAAGAUAGAUAUAAUUUAGCUAAAAUUAUUUAUAUGCCGUAUCUUUUGCACAGCAGUAAUCCUGGUGCUACACAAGUUAAUUACAAUUCUCUAUAUGUUCCACAAUUCAAUGUACCCGGUUCGUCUGUAGUCGGUGGUGAAGUAGAAGGCAUUGAAAUAUUAAGACAAGGUGAAUACGAUGUGGACAAAGACAUAAACAUCCGGCCGGGUGGUAAACUAAUAUUACAAUCAGGAGUUACAUUAAAAUUUCCCCCCUCUAUUGGCAUAAUGGUUGCUGGCAAGUUAGACGCGAGGGGCAAACGACCAAACGAUAUUACCUUCACCUUAAAAGAAGAAGUCGCUAUGUCAAACGAUAGUAUUUACGAGACUGAUACAGAUGUAGAAAUAACUACGCCAGGUUAUCAAGAGCCUGUAGUACCUAUCAGACUACUAGGCGGUAGAACGCCUUAUGAAGGAAGAUUGCAAGUUAGAAUAGACAGCAAAUGGGGCACGAUUUGUAACUACAAAUGGAAUAUUGUGAACGCUGCAUUAGUGUGUAAUCAGCUUGGUCUCGCUCUAAACCCUGAUGACUGGUAUUUAGAACCAAACGAAAUACCAAAUGCGGGCACGGCUGAGGAUAUUAUACUAUCUAAUGUAGAAUGUACGGAAUUUGACAAUGAUAUAACAAAGUGUAAGGCUGAGACUAUUGAAAGUUUCGAAAAUUCUUGCACGCAUGAUAACGAUGUCGGUAUAAGGUGUUACGAAUCAAGUUGGGCUGGAGUCAGAUUUAGUGUUAUUGCUGAAAGAGCGGAUUUACAAUACGUAACAAUAGAAAAAGCGGGUCUUCUUGAUUACUCGUCUAAUUUAUUUAAGCCUGCCUUGCAAAUCGAUUUUGCUCGACACAGUCUCGAGAGCGUCAAAGUCAUUAAUAACUAUCAUGAUGGCUUAGGCAUUUUGUACUCCGAUCUAUAUGGUGCUGAUGCGAUAAACACCGUUCGUAAUUCUGAAUUCAGCAAUAAUAGAGGCAGUGGAAUUAGUUUCAAGCAAUUAGGUUUAAAAGUUUACAGUUCAGUAAUAGAAAAUAACAAUUUGGCUGGAAUCUCCCACAAUCCUCAUAUAACAGGACCACAGCAGAGAGAAAUUGCUGGGUGGUUUCAUUUGGAUCCCGGCUUCAAUAUGGAUGAAUCAAACUAUCAUCCAAUUAUGGUGCCUCAGUACGAAACUGACAUUUCUUUGGUGAAUGGAGAAACCAGACAUAUAGUUUUCACUAAACAAUUAUCAGAAAAUAUCGUAAAAACCUAUAACAUCAAAUGUAACCCGGGAUAUGUUCUUGGCUUGCAGCUUUUAAAUCCCAUACACAACUUCUCAAGUGAGAGCAUCUGUAUAUACGACUCGCAAAACAUUAAUGAAGCCAGUACUCGAUGGUGCCUAGAUCGUGAUUUGUCUUCAUUUCCAACAACAAGUAAUACAUUUGGAGUCGUGUUAAAAUAUGAGAGCGGUAUGAAUGCUUUAGGAGGCGUUGUUCUUGUUGUGAGUACUAUUAUAGCACCGGUGCAAAAUAUAAGAAACAAAAUAAUCAAAGGGCCAGUACCCACCCUCCAAGUUUACAACUCUAAAAUUAAGGGAAACACAAAGGGUGUAAAAGCUUUAUAUUAUAAUAGAUAUUUGAAUGAACUUGGCGAUCAUUUCUUGAGGAAAGCUAAUGAAACCAUUAAAUUAAUUAAUUGUGAAAUCGCCCAUAAUAAGGAGGAAGCUGUAUACAUCAAUACACCAUUUUGGGACAUACAUGAGAGCAAUGUCACAGAAAUUACAAUUAUGGUUAAUAACAGUUUAAUAACGGAUAAUGGUAAAGGAAUAUAUCAUUUCGCGAGAGAUCUUAGGAGCUCCAAUAAUUUAUAUCACUAUGUCAUGCAAGAUAAUACAAUAGAAAGAAAUAAGUAUGGAGGAUUUGAUGUGUCUUUGCCUUAUGUAUGGCAAUACAAUGAGAACUUUACACACUCCAUCUAUAUGAACAACAAUACUUGGCGUAAUAAUCAACAAUUCGGUUUUACUAUUGAUGGACAUUUCGCUGAAGUUAAUAUCACGAAAAAUGUAUUUACUGAAAAUUAUUGUAAAGUUGGUCUAAUAUCGCUGAGAGGAAUGGAGAAAAAGAUGAGAAUUGAUGGUAACGUAAUAGAAAGAAACAAUGGUCAGUACAUGAUACAGUUUUAUAUGGACAGUCAAAGUGAAAUCAUGGGCUUCGUUUACGCAGUAUUUGUAUUCAAUCAAGUUAAAAACAAUAGGUUUGUAUCGCAAAUUAAUCGUGGAGCCCUCAUUAUAAACGCGGAUCCCACUUACGUUAUAGGAUUUAAAGGAGUUCAGAAAGUAAAAGUUAGCAGAAAUCUCUUUGGUAGCAAUGACUUACAAUACACGUUACUUGCGGGUAUAAGAACAGCUAAAAUCAACAAUUUACUUGAUGUCACUGAGAACUGGUGGGGCAGUGCCGAUGAAAAGGAAAUCAGAAAACAAAUAUUUGAUUUCGACGAUUGGAACAAUCACGCAGUAGCAACAUAUUUGCCUUAUUUACUUACAGAUAGCUUCGAUUCAAGUGGUUCUGUUACAUUCAGUACUGAAAGGGCUAUUGAUCUAAAUGAUCUCGGGGGAAGAGUGACUUCAGAUCUUACGUUACCUGCUCGCAUACAGCCAUACUUUAUAAAUGUAGAUAUAACAGUCAUGCCUGAAGUGACACUUACUAUAAGCCCUGGCGUGGUGUUAGAAUUCGCCCCUAAUGUUGGAAUAUUAGUAUUAGGAACACUUCGAGCCAUCGGCCACAGUCAAUUACCAAUCCUUAUGAAACCAAUGUCAUCCUCAUCUAAAGUAGAAACAAAUAGAAUCGAAAGAGACGUAAGCCAAUAUUAUACAAGCCACCAUAAAAAUAAGAGACAAUUGGAAAUGUUAACAAUCACAGAAUCAAUUAGAUUGUGCACUGGACGCAAUUGUUCCACGAGUGAUAACAAUCAUAAAACAAACAACGAGGGAUUCUUAGAAUAUUAUAAUAGGACAACAUUACAAUGGGUUCCGAUGUGCGAUAACAGAUUCACUGAGAGAAACGCCCAAGUGGUUUGUCGUGAAUUGGGCUUCGAUCCAAUAAACGUAUUCUUCGCACACGACUAUCGAGUAGAGUAUCACAGUAAUUCCCUUUCACGAAUAUGGUCAUGGCCGGAGCCGCUACAAUGUGUGGGAACAGAAGAUCGUUACGAAGAUUGUCCAAUUCGUCUGAACGGUCAACUGUAUGGACACAGACAUGAAUGCAAAUGGAACUCGCAAUUCGUGUUUAUUCAUUGCGGCUCCAGAAACUUAAAUGAAAACCUAGAAUAUUGGGGAGGCAUAAGAUUUACAAAUCCAGAAUUUGAAUAUUCGCUGUAUGAACAUAGGAUACACGAUCAUCACACUCACGAGACGUUGAAGAAGGUCGAAAGUGUUUUGCAACAUGUACAAAUCAUUGGAGCGGGAAUAUUACAUAAUGAAAAAUCACCGGCACUACAAAGUAUUGUUAAAAAUCCAGUCAUUGAAAACGUUAACAUAAGUAAAUGCGCACAUCAUGGGAUUAAUGUAAUAUCGCCAACUAAUACGAUUAAUAUGAUGUUUAAUUCUAUCAGCGAUACCUUAGGAGAAGGUAUCAGCGCCAUAUCAUUGAGUGGGGAAGGUCGAGACUCGGAAGAAUCUAGUUUCACACCUUUGAAAGAUUUAAAUCUACCGUACCACCUAUUUUCUCUUAUAGAUAUAUGUGACAGUACGAAGGUAGUAACCGUCGAAGAAAGGGUGCUCUUAUACUAUAAAUACGAUAAUAAUCCAGUAAAUUGUGUGAAGAUUUUCAAAAGUAUGUAUAGAGUAAAACCGUUUGGAUUCAGGCUGCUGCAAUUUAAUUUAUUUAACCACACUCUCAACUACGGAAAACGGGAUUCUUUGACACUUUACGAUGGAGACAUUUACAACAUAACAGCUCCCCAAAUAGCAUACCUUGAGAAUGGAUCGCCAGAUGAAAAGAAACUGUUCAAAACAGAAGGUUCCAGUUUGAGUGUUAAGUUGUUUGCUAACGGUGCUUCAUCUGUUCAUGGAUUUAUUGCAGAAAUCGUAACUCUGCCUAUUUCUGCCAUUGGAUUAAGUCGCGACGUCCAACAUAACAUAUCGAACAGUGAAUUAAUCAACAAUCGUGAUGGGGCCAUUACUUACCAAUCUGUAGGAGAAGUGAAUCCUUUAGUGGCUAUAACCAGGAAUGACAUUACCCAAAACUGUCUCAAGCUUUACGGAAACUUCACAACGUGUCAGGCAGCCGUGACGGUUGACGUUCAGAAUACGCAGACAUUAGUGUUCAGGAACAAUUUAAUUCGUAAUAACGUCGGUGGUCUCCUUGUGAUAGCUGAUUCCCGCGGGUCAGCGACCUCGCUCCGCGGCUGGAUACAUAAUAAUUUGUUUCUAGCUAACCACGACAGACCUGCGCUACAAGUUGAAGGUCGCCAGUCAUCACCCUACCAAGAAGUGACCAUCUAUCGCAACUACUUCACUCAGAACCUAGCAGUGUACCGCGACGUGAUCGUUCUACAUCAAGUAGUGUCCAAUUUCAGCCACAAUUACGUACAUCACAACACUGGUCUCAGAAUACUUCACGUGUCUGGCUUCCACAAGGUCCGCCUGCCUAUAUACCAGACAACGUCGCACAACGGAUUCUACAAGAACUUCGCGUUAGACCGCGAGGGCCGCGCCACCGUAGUAGCGGGGACUGCUGGCCAGCACUAUGUAGACAAUGUGUUUUUCAAUCCCGACAACGACUACGAAAUGAUCACUGUUAACAGAUCAAUCUUUGUUGACUAUAACCCGAAUAUCAUAAGAAAACGGAGCAAGACCGACUAUGUGUGGGACUACAGAGACGCUAGAAACUAA
Danaus chrysippus (African queen) is the source of this 7485-nucleotide messenger RNA. The record is from the annotation of a GenBank genome assembly. NCBI's taxonomy places the organism in Eukaryota, Metazoa, Arthropoda, Insecta, Lepidoptera, Nymphalidae.